This is a messenger RNA of Polistes dominula (European paper wasp), 1528 nucleotides long. RefSeq lists its product as uncharacterized. The record is from RefSeq and is a predicted model, not a curated record. Gene Ontology annotation, cellular component: cytosol. Gene Ontology annotation, biological process: regulation of lipid biosynthetic process. Lineage: Eukaryota; Metazoa; Arthropoda; Insecta; Hymenoptera; Vespidae.
UGCCAAUCAACACGAACGAUUUUCCACCUACCACUACUACCCCGUAACCGUGACUCUUGUCCAAUAAUCUGAUCGAACGAUUGUUUUUUUUUUUGUACGAAAGACAGUAAGAGGGGAAGAGAUAUUAGGAAGUCCAAUCACGCACGUUUUUCUUACCUCGCGUGAGCAACGCGACAUUGUGACAGUGUAGUGUGAGAGUCCGAAAAAAUCAGCUGGCAAGUUUGUCUGUCUUCUGUUACUUCUGUUACUUAUUCGUACGACGAAAUACGUUAUUAUAUAUUAACAAGAUUCACACACAACCCUGAAAAAUGAAUUAUUCAGACGUCGACAACAGCAGGACGAGUCUUCGUAGAAUCGCACGACAUGACGAACCAGAGUUUAGUUGCGCCAGCAUUUUGAACAGCAUGGAAAGAUUCGUCAAAACUGUUAGCGAAAUGGAAGAAACGAUUUUAAUACCAAGAAGACUGUUGGAUUUGACAGUAGGCGAUGCUGGUGAUACGAUUCGUUUGAAAGCUGGUAAUAACGUUAAAGAAACGUUAGCCAAUACGGAUUUGUAUCGUUUGUAUCACAUCGUUAAUCAAAUGAAAGUCGAAUUACUUUGGUCCAAAGAAGAUCGCGUACAACCCCGAGAAGAUGAAGAUGCUGAUAAAUCAGUUCUAGCUUAUCAAACCAGCACAGAAACUGCUAACAGAUUGGGACACGCACGUUGUCCAAGUACUACCUCGAUGCAAAGUAUACAAAGCGCAUCUUCUAUUGCAUCUUCUCUAUCAUCCGAUUCCGAGUCCGAAAUUGGAGUUGAAAAUGAUUCCAGUCUUGAGAACGAGGAGUGCAUCGAUCUAGCUAAUUCAUUUGCUAACAAUUUCAAACAUCAUUUACGAGGACUUCAUCGUAGCAUCAACAGGAUGACUGACGUUGCUCAAUAUCUUACGCUUCGAUAUCAAGUAGAUGUAGACGGCCAAAUCUGAUUUGGUAGUUUCUUUCCUACGAUUCGAUAAGUUUAACGACCAUUGAUCGCAUUAAGUCGUUUAUAAACUUGUACACAAGAAAAAAAAAAGCGAGUUUAUUCUAUACUUGUCGCCAAUGCACGUGCGUGCGCGUGCCUAUGCGAUAUACCCACACACACACACAUAUAUACACAUACACAAAUACAUCACCUUAUUCAGAUAUAUCUUCUUAGGGUUUAACGAUCGAAAUGUGAUUAACUAAGUGAGACCACUUCGUCUCACCUCAAAUUUAAUUGUUAGGACGAUGUGUCUCGUUUGGUCCAAACUUAGGAGCAAUUAUUCUUCAUAGAAGAUUUUAAUUGUUAAAAUCUAAACUACCUUAAGUAAUUACGUUGUUAAAACUAUCUUGACGAAUUUUAUAUAAAUUGAAAAUAAAAAGAAAAUAAAAGAACGUCCAUAGCUAAAAAAAAAAAAAAAUUUAUAGUCAAAAUAGAAUUUGGGGCUUCUUUUUCUCCAUAGAAAUAUGUUAAAUUGUUACAAAAGUUUAUAAUAUAUCAGAGCCAAUAAUUUGGCAACGAUAAUAA